This is a messenger RNA of Apis dorsata (giant honeybee), 2128 nucleotides long. RefSeq lists its product as uncharacterized. NCBI's taxonomy places the organism in Eukaryota, Metazoa, Arthropoda, Insecta, Hymenoptera, Apidae. The transcript has 3 exons. The record is from RefSeq and is a predicted model, not a curated record. The coding region runs from base 412 to 2097 and encodes 561 amino acids. Gene Ontology annotation, biological process: cell surface receptor protein tyrosine kinase signaling pathway; positive regulation of MAPK cascade. Gene Ontology annotation, cellular component: cytoplasm.
UGCAUGUUUCUAUUACUCGACAGUUGCCUCCGAAUGUGUGGGGAACCAUGCAAGAACGGAACGAUUUGUGUAUGUACGUAUAUAUCUAACACGCAUAUCCGUGCAACACAUACACAUAGAAACGAGCAAAUUUUUCUCCUCGGAAAUCUAGUCGACGUUAACGUCGGGCUCAAAGCUUUUGUGAAAUGUCAAGCACCAUACAUUAUGAUGGGUUGAAUGUGUUUGGGAAAACUGUCAGAUUAAUCGCAAAGGAUAGAGCACUGUUCGAAAGCAGAAGCAAACCAGUGAGAGGAAUAGCACGGACGGGAAAAAGUGGGAGUGAAAGUGGAAAAAUUCACUUUUUCGAAAUUAUAAGGGGAACAAAGGUACGUUCCUAGUGAUACGUGAGACUGCUAAUGUUUCGCGGAAACGAUGGAGCCUGAGGAACCUCUGUUACAAGGUAUCCUGCUGUUACCACCGCAGGGAAUGUUAGGACAGCUCAAGAAAUCUUGGCAUAAAAGAUUUUGUCAGCUGUUUAGGACUAGUAACUAUGGAAUCAAACGUGUUGAAAUAUAUGAUAAUCAAGAAGAAGCUAUAAUGCAAUCACAUGCUCCUCGUAUCAUCACAUUAGAUGCAUGCAUCAAAAUUGCACCUAGUAAUCAGUCACAUGUAUUUACUGUUGUGACUAAGUCAGGCAUUCAUUAUUUUGGAUGUUAUUCUGAAUCUGAUAUGACUCAUUGGAUUACUGCAUUUCAGUUAGUAGCAUUUAAAGAUAGUGUAUCUAAUCAGACAAUAGAAGAAAAUAAUGAUCUAUAUUGUACCAGUGGAGAAGGAGUAUUUUCUGUUAAAGUUGUAGAAACAGAUGCAUCUAAACGAUGUGGUUUAGAAACUAGAAACUAUACACUUAUAGUAGCUGCAGUUGAUAUUAAAUUAAUGGAUGGAGAUGUAGUUCUAUUCACUUGGCCAUAUCGAUAUAUUAGGAGAUAUGGUUACAAGGAUGGAAAAUUCAUUUUUGAAGCAGGAAGAAAAUGUGAAUCUGGAGAAGGUUCUUUCCGCUUGGAACAUAGUAGUCAACAAGAAAUUUUUCGUUGUAUGUAUUCCAAAAUGAGAUCAAUGAAAAAAUUAAUGAAUGAGGAAAAUAAUCCAAACAUUGAAUGCAAUGAUGCUCAAUAUCAUGCAGCUUUAUCAAUGGAAGCUGGAUCAAGAGCAGCAUUACCUCCUUCUCCAAAUAGUUCUGCUAAUUUAAUUGAUAUUGAUUUUUCACCUCAAAAUUCUCAAAAACAAUCGAGUUCUUCAUCUAAUUUAGAUACUAGUUUAUCUUCGAAGCCUUCUUUGCCUAUUGUUAAACCAAAACCUGCGAAACCUCCGCGAAAAUAUGUUUUUACAGGUAUAUUAGAUAAGAGAAAUAUAGAUCUUGAAUCAUCAGAUUUACCUACGUGCGGAGAAUACAAAGCAUUAAAUCGAGAUAAUUCACCGGAGAUGUCUCAAAAAACAAUAGGAAGUUCCAUAUUAGAUGAUGAAGAGAGACAUCCUUAUGAUUUAGUAGAAGUAAGAAAUGAUGCAUGGAAAACACAUGGUAUUGAUAAUAUACAUCAUACAGAAAGAUCAAAUUCGUCACAUAGUGACAAAGACAAAGAGAAUGAAGAUGAUUUCCAAUAUGAAACAAUGAUGCCUAUGAUUACAUCCCAAAGCUCAUCAAAAAGUAAAUCUAGUAUUACAGAGAAUUCAGUAACGAAUAAUCCAAUGUCGCCGAUCAAUCAUAUUCCUAGUAAUGAAUCUGAUUAUGAUAAAUUAGAACAUUUUGGUUCUGCAAAUUCUAAAAUUAAUCAAAAAAGUUCAUAUAAAUUUGGAAAUUUUAAUAAUGCAUCUCAAAAUUCAUAUUCUAAUGCUUCUUUAAAUAAUACUGUAACUGAUACAAAUGCUAUAUGGUCUAAUUAUGAUAUUGUCGAAGAUAUGUCUGCUGUUAGAUUGGCAGAUGAUAGUCACCUUGGAUAUGGUGUCAUUAGAAAAAAAACAAAUCAUUCUGAGUCUGCAUCUACUAGCAGUAAUAUGGGUCCAAAGCAUAAAGUGUUUAAUAAUAGUGAAUAUGCAAUUGUAUCAAAACCAAAAAGGGUAUAAAAAAUUUAAAGUAACUUCAUUUGAUAGUGAU